Dioscorea cayenensis subsp. rotundata (Guinea yam) is the source of this 1649-nucleotide messenger RNA. RefSeq names its product subtilisin-like protease SBT5.4. Gene Ontology annotation, molecular function: serine-type endopeptidase activity. NCBI's taxonomy places the organism in Eukaryota, Viridiplantae, Streptophyta, Magnoliopsida, Dioscoreales, Dioscoreaceae. The record is from RefSeq and is a predicted model, not a curated record. Gene Ontology annotation, biological process: proteolysis.
GGCACCACCAAAGGCGGCUCACCACGAGCCCGUGUCGCAGCCUAUAAAGUGUGUUGGCCACCUUUCCAUGGGGCAGAAUGCUUUGAUGCUGAUAUUCUUGCUGCAUUUGACAUGGCAAUUCAUGACGGUGUUGAUGCGCUCUCACUUUCCCUUGGAGGUUAUGCAACAGAUUAUUUCAAUGAUGGCCUUGCAAUCGGGUCAUUUCAUGCAAUUCAGAAGGGGAUUUCUGUAAUUUGUUCAGCUGGAAACUCUGGCCCGACACCGGCCUCAGUGUCAAACACAGCCCCUUGGAUCCUCACUGUCGGAGCAAGCACCAUGGAUAGAGAAUUUCCUGCUUAUGUUUCAUUCAGUGACAAUCAAAUCAAAGGACAAAGUCUUUCUUCACUGGGUCUUACACACGAACAAUAUGCCAUGAUCAGCUCAAUAGAAGCAAAGGCAGCAAAUUCAUCGGCUCAUGACGCGCAAUUAUGCUACUUGAAUUCUCUAGACCCUGAGAAAGUGAAAGGCAAGAUAGUUGUUUGUCUCCGUGGAAUCAAUCCCAGAGUGGAGAAAGGUGAAGCAGUUCAUCUCGCAGGUGGCGCCGGCAUGGUCCUUGCAAAUGAUAAAAGCGCUGGAGAUGAGAUCAUCGCCGAUGCUCAUGUCCUCCCUGCCACCCACAUUUCCUACUCUGAUGGUGUUUACUUAUUCACCUACCUCAAUUCAACCAAGUCACCCUUGGGAUAUAUUACACUACCUAAAACAAAGAUCGACACGAGUCCAGCUCCUGUCAUGGCUGCAUUCUCGUCCCAAGGACCAAACAGUGUCAACCCGGAGAUCCUCAAGCCUGAUAUCACUGCACCAGGAGUCAGCAUCCUUGCUGCCUAUAGUACGGCAUCAAGUCCGACCGGGCUCAGUUUUGAUGCUCGCCGGACUCCUUUCAAUGUCGAAUCAGGCACUUCCAUGUCUUGCCCUCAUAUAUCCGGUGUUGUCGGGCUACUCACAACUCUUCACCCUACAUGGAGCCCAGCUAUGAUCAAGUCAGCAAUCAUGACAACCGCUAGAAUUCGGGACAACAAGGAGAAGGUAAUCAAGAACUCAUCAAUGUAUGAUGCCACUCCAUUCAAUUAUGGUGCAGGACAUGUGAUGCCUAACCAUGCAAUGGAUCCUGGUUUGGUUUAUGAUAUCACUCCUAGUGACUACUUGGACUUCUUGUGUGCACUUGGCUAUAACUCAACAAGAAUGAGAGCAUUCAGCAAUGAGUCACAUUCAUGUCCUUUGAAGCCAAUGGAGCUUGAGAAUUUGAACUAUCCAUCCAUUUCCAUCCCUAAUCUCUUUGGUUCGAAGACGGUAACCCGAACGGUGACAAAUGUAGGGCCACCGGGCAAGUACAUUGCCUUCGUCUACGCUCCGAGAGGUGUAUCAGUGACGGUAAAACCUGCAGUCCUUGAUUUCGAAAAAUUCGGUGAGCUGAAGAAGUUUAAGGUUACAAUGAAAGUCAUCCAAGAAGAAGUUCAAUAUGAUACUUAUGUGUUUGGAAGGCUUAUAUGGUCUGAUGACAAGCAUCAUGUAAGGAGUCCUUUGGUGGUAAAGGCCAAAUAUUGAUGUUAUUUUGUACCAAAUAAGCUUACCGAACUGAUUAUAUGAAUGAUUAUUAAUGCUUAACUAUAUUC